AUGGGCAUUGUCUCUGCAGAAUGUUGCUUUAUUCUCCUCUCCCUCAUAAGGCACCAGGGCCCAGCCUACCUCUCUGCCUUUUCUCCUCACUGAGCCGUUGGAAGAGCAGAAAAUCCUUAUAAGCCUGUGCACCUGAGCCUGUGUCCGGCAGAUGAGGUAGCCACUGUCUCCAUGGCCCGCAUCAUCGACCUGGUGCCCUGCGAGGACGGCUCCGCCCACGUGUACGCGUCCCCCGCCAUCCUGCUCCCGCUGGAGCGGCAGCGCAACCAGUUGGCAGGCGUGAAGCAUCAGCUCUACCACCCGGCCCUGCCCAGCCUGCGUCGCAUGGACAUGGACUCUGUCAAGGCCUGCCUGACCGACGAGCACUGCCAGUCCACCACCUACUGCCGCAAAGAUGACUUCGACAACGCAUACUUCACACUCCUCGGCGUCCCCAACAAACCCCUGCAGUGCUUGGACAUCACCGCGGCUGGCCAGAGGCUCCGCGGCAGAUGCCGCCAGGGAAAGCUGGCGCCCAUCGCGCCGGGCAUCAACCGAGUCGACUGGCCCUGCUUCACGCGCGCCAUCGAGGACUGGUCCCAUUUCGUGUCGUCGGCCGGCGAAUUCAGGCUGCCCUGCCCGAGCAAGAAGGUGGAGAGUUUCAGCGGCUACGCAGUGCGGUACUUGAAGCCGGAGGUGACCCAGAACUGGCGGUUCUGUCUCAGCCAGAACCCCAGCUUGGACCGCUACGGACAGAAGCCCCUGCCUUUCGAUUCUCUGAACACUUUCCGACGCUUCGGCUCCCACUACAGUCGUUCCAAUUACCUGACCCCCUGGCAUUAA
Pteropus alecto (black flying fox) is the source of this 822-nucleotide messenger RNA. It is a transcript of the gene SPMIP8, whose product is annotated as testis, prostate and placenta expressed. The record is from RefSeq and is a predicted model, not a curated record. Lineage: Eukaryota; Metazoa; Chordata; Mammalia; Chiroptera; Pteropodidae.